Nerophis lumbriciformis (worm pipefish) is the source of this 2025-nucleotide messenger RNA. It is a transcript of the gene endou2, whose product is annotated as endonuclease, polyU-specific 2. Gene Ontology annotation, molecular function: RNA endonuclease activity. NCBI's taxonomy places the organism in Eukaryota, Metazoa, Chordata, Actinopteri, Syngnathiformes, Syngnathidae. The record is from RefSeq and is a predicted model, not a curated record.
CACUGCAAGAUUUUUUUUUUAACACAACUAUGUAAAAAGUUGAAAAAAAAUACAAAUUUCAUCAGUAACAUUAUUUUAAUACUUUAUUCAUAUCUAGCCAUCAUAUUUAAUUAUUACAUAAUUUGUAUAUGUUGCACCCCAGCGACCCCGAAAGGGACAAGCGGUAGAAAAUGGAUGGAUGUUUCAACCUAUAAAUAUGUCUCCCCAAAAAAUACAUUAAAAAAAUAUAUAUAUAUUUUAAACUUUUGUCUUACCGGUACAUGUUAGAUCAUUAUUGUGUUUAGUGGGCCUAUUUAUAUAUACAUAUAACUAUUAGUGUGUCAUUUCUAAAAGAGAAAUAUGUAUGAUUUAGAGAAGAGUAUGUUAUUAAUAUAUUUUUUCAGGUAGGUGGUGUGCGGCGAAAUAUGAGUCUUGUAUUGUAGGUUCCCGAUUUUUUAAUAGUAGAUAAGUUAACCAUACUUUGAGCCUCAACGUGUCAUUUGUAACCGCAUUAAAGAGGCCAAUGAGAAGAGGUAAGACUUAAAGUGAUGAUAUUACGACAAUGAUGCUGUUGUGCCGCUGCGAGAGAGCAGGUCGUGCCCCCCACUCUCGCACAGAGCGUCUUGUAACCUGUAGCGUGACACAUUUAGCUUGUAAUCCAGGUAGUGGUGCCGUGUGACACCAGUGCGAGAAACAAUGAAAUACUAAAGAAACAAAAGAGCGCACGUUUUAGCCUGAGAUUGAAAAGAGACGACAACAUUGUGUAAUCCCUUUGGCUAGAGUUGCUGACAGGGGACAACCCUUUAAAAUGGCCCCCCUCUCCUGUCCUGUCCUGUUCGGUCCCCCCGCCCCUCUUGUCCAGCCCCUGUCUUUCUUCUCCACACAGGCUGACUGACUGCCCUAAAGACACCUGCUCUCACUAACAGGGAAGAACCGUCACCUUUGGACUAUCAGCCGGCCUUCUGUCGUCCUCUCUGAAGCAGGACAGCGCUCCCCACGGGAUAAAAGGUAUACAACAAACUACUUUACUAUUUUUAACAAUUUAGUAUACGAGAAGACCUCCUGCAGCUCCAUCACCUCUAAACUGAGAAAAAAGCCCAGCAGUUGUAUCAUGAUCGAGGGGGAACGCGAGCUGUCGGCUAUGGUGCAGGAACUAUGGGACAAUGACGUCAACCGACUACGGCCUGGGAAGGACUACAGGAUCUCCCUGCAGGGAAAAGCUGGAGUCAACAUGGCCAUCAACGACGACGACAACGACGGAGCAGGAUAUCCUCUGUUUAAGUUUGUCGACGAGAAUAUUUUCCAAAAGGAAACAUUUUUAGCUUUUAUCUCCUUGUUGGAUAACUACGUGAGUGACACCGGAGAGCCAGAAGUUGUGACUGCAGAAGAGGUGGCAGAGAACCACAAGUUCCUGGACUCCAUUGUUCAGACUCCCACUAUGAAGAUAGCUCACAAAUACCUGGUGGAGAAGCAGCUCUCUCCACAAGAUACGACGCAGUUUAAAGAGCAGCUCUACAGGAUCUGGUUUGAACUCUACGCAAGGAGAGGAUCCAGCAGGCCUGACUCCUCGGGUUUUGAACACGUAUUUGUUGGAGAAACCAGAGGAGGGAGGACGGUCAUCGGCUUUCACAACUGGAUCCAGCUCUAUCUGCAAGAGAAGCUGGGACACAUUGACUACAAAGGAUACAGCGUCAAUGCAAACUCACCCAAGCCCGAUGAGAACGAGCACAUUUUGGCUCUGCAGUUCAGCUGGAAGAACGGCAUCAAGCCUAAAGGCAGCAUCUUCAUCGGCGUCAGUCCAGAGUUUGAGUUCGCCUUGUACACUCUGUGUUUCCUCUCCUCACCCAACGAGCGUGUCAAAGUCCAGUUCAGUUUCUAUGAUGUGGAGAUUGUCUGCCACCACUACAACCAAAAGCACAUAGGGACCACUUACCCUGUGCUCCUUAAGUACCACAACCACACUUAGGCUGUCCAUUUAUAGCAUGCAAAAAUGUACAGGUACUGUUGUCUUUUUAUUUCACAUGAAGAUGCAAUAAAACCUUACGA